GCUGCAAUUUGUCUUCUAUUUUCAACACAGUAGCUUACAUCCCUGGUCAAGGGGUGACAGUGGAGUAUCUCAAGGGAUUUUAGUGACAUGCAGUUGUGUUUUUGGAGUAUCGUAGCUGUUUGUAGUUCAAUGAGUUCAAUCAGUUCAUUCAAUGCACGAGUUUGUGCGUACGUCUAAGCUCCUCUGUAACGUAAAAAUUGUACUCUCGUUGGUUCACGUUAAAGUUUGCCUCACGUGACCAGUAACAUGGCAGCUAAAGUGAAUCAUUUCGAUCCACCGAGUUCAGCGAGUUCCGAGAGCGGUGAUGAGGAAGUUUAUUGGAAUGAACCGGGGAUGUUCUUCGUUGACGAGAUAUACGGGGAUGCCGAACAUUCCAGACGUUCUGACAUCGGGACACCCACGCCGCAAUCACCCCGACCAGCAUCAACGGGGUCUCAGAGAUCACCAAGGUCACGAAGGCAACGUACUACCAGUUUGUCACAGUCUAAUAAAAAGACUGCUGCAGAGUCCAUCCUUAGAAGUAAGACAAGAACAAUAUAUACAGCUGGUAGGCCACCAUGGUAUAAUUCAGCAGGGCAGCAAGUAGAAUCUUUCAUAAUUGGUAUUUGUGGGGGUAGUGCAUCUGGCAAGACUACAGUUGCAACAAAGAUUAUAGAAUCCUUGGAUGUACCAUGGGUAACGCUUCUCAGCAUGGAUUCGUUUUACAAAGUGCUGAAUGAAAAGCAGCAUGAUAUGGCAGCAAAUAAUGAAUACAACUUUGAUCAUCCCGAUGCUUUUGAUUUUGAGCUUCUUAAAACUACUUUACAACGUUUGAAAGAAGGCAGAAUGGUGGAAGUUCCUAUUUACAAUUUUGUAACGCAUAGCAGAGAAAGUAGAACUAAAACAAUGUAUGGUGCCAAUGUCAUUAUAUUCGAGGGAAUAUUUACUUUCUACAAUGUUGACGUUUUAAAGAUGUGCGAUAUGAAGAUAUUUGUCGACACUGACGCCGAUGUGAGGCUCGCGCGGCGAUUACGUAGAGACAUAUCCCAAAGGGGAAGAGAUUUAGAAGGAGUUUUAAAGCAGUAUAGCACUAUGGUGCAACCUGCUUUUUAUUAUUAUAUAGCACCAUUAAUGAUUCACGCGGAUAUUAUCGUGCCCCGUGGGGGAGAAAAUGAGGUUGCGAUAGAGCUUAUUGUACAGCAUGUACAUACUCAACUUCAAUUGAGAGGUUUUAAGCUCAGAGAAAAGUUAGCUCAUUCAUAUAUUGGUCAGCCAUUGCCAUCUUCUCUAUUCCUACUUCCAGACACACCACAAAUUAAAGGUUUACACACAUUUAUAAGAAACAAGGAAACAUAUAGAGAUGAAUUUAUAUUUUAUUCCAAACGUUUAAUACGUUUAGUUAUCGAGUAUGCGUUAUCCCUUUUGCCUUUUGAGGAUGUAACAGUAGAAACACCUCAAGGGGUAUUGUAUCAGGGAAAGCGUGGCGCUACUGAUAAAAUAUGUGGUGUUUCAAUUUUGCGUGCUGGUGAAACCAUGGAACAAGCUGUUAGGGAUGUAUGUAAGGAUAUAAGAAUAGGAAAAAUUCUUAUACAAACGAACCAGCAUACUGGAGAACCAGAGCUUUAUUACCUUCGAUUACCAAGGGACAUUAGAGAUUAUAAAGUGAUACUGAUGGACGCGACGGUAGCAACAGGUGCUGCCGCCAUUAUGGCUAUCCGAGUUUUAUUGGAUCACGAUGUCGCCGAAGAAAACGUACUACUUGUGUCUUUACUAAUGGCGGAGUCUGGUGUACAUUCUAUCGCUUACGCAUUUCCACGCGUCAAAAUUGUAACGUCUGCCUUAGAUCCUGUGAUAAAUGAGAAGUUCUACGUGUUACCCGGUAUUGGUAACUUCGGGGAUCGAUACUUCGGAACCGAGCCAUCUUCGAGUGACAACUAACGCAGCUUAAGAUCUUAGUUCUGAAUUUACAUAAUUGUUUAAUCUAUUAUUCUAAUGCAAAUACAGUUGUCUUGAAUAUCUUUAAUAAAAUUUGUGUUACACUUGGGAACAUGCGAUAUA
Messenger RNA from Colletes gigas, 2037 nucleotides. RefSeq names its product uridine-cytidine kinase-like 1. The transcript is spliced from 10 exons. The record is from RefSeq and is a predicted model, not a curated record. Gene Ontology annotation, molecular function: ATP binding; kinase activity. NCBI's taxonomy places the organism in Eukaryota, Metazoa, Arthropoda, Insecta, Hymenoptera, Colletidae. Bases 247 to 1917 code for a protein of 556 amino acids. Gene Ontology annotation, cellular component: cytoplasm.